Zonotrichia albicollis (white-throated sparrow) is the source of this 2206-nucleotide messenger RNA. Lineage: Eukaryota; Metazoa; Chordata; Aves; Passeriformes; Passerellidae. The record is from RefSeq and is a predicted model, not a curated record.
GUGCACCUGGUGGACCAGCACACCGAGAAGGAGUUCCACGUGCUGCAGGACAGCUUCAAGGUGGCAUCCAUCAGUGGGGACACCAGCCACAAAACCUUCUUCGCCGACGUGGUGAAGAAGAGCGACGUUGUCAUCUGCACAGCGCAGAUCCUGCAGAACGCCCUGGUGAGCACGGAGGAGGACGCGCACGUGGAGCUGACAGAUUUCUCGCUGCUGGUGAUAGACGAGUGCCACCACACGCACAAGGACGCCGUCUACAACAAGAUCAUGCUGAGAUACCUCCAGCACAAGCUCCGUGGGGAGCAGGACCUGCCACAGGUCCUGGGGCUGACGGCAUCCCCUGGCACUGGGGGGGCAACAUCCUUUGAGGGGGCUGUAGAGCACAUCCUGCAGAUCUGUGCCAACCUGGACACUGAGAAGAUCACGUCGGUGCAGGAUGAGUUACAGCACCUGCAGAGCCACGUCCCCCAACCCAAGAAGCAGUAUGACCUGUGCCAGGAGAGACCACAGGACCCCUUUGGUGAGCAGCUGAAGAAGAUGAUGGUGCAGAUCCAGCAGUUCAUGGAGAGGCCGGAUUUCUCACAGGACUUUGGCACGCAGAUUUACGAGCAGCACAUUGUGAAGCUGGAGAAGAGAGCUGCAGAGAUGUUUUGUCGCAAGACGCGCGUGUGCGCCGUGCACCUGCGCAAGUACAACGACGCUCUGCUCAUCAACGACACCGUGAGGAUGGUGGACGCCUUCCAGUGCCUCCAGCAGUUCUACAGCUCUGAGAGGGACAAGAAGGACCCCACCGAGCAGUUCCUCACCACCACGUUUGAGGAGAACAGGGCGAGACUGCAGGAGCUUGCUGGGGAUCACCGCUAUGAGAACCCCAGGCUGGCCAAGCUGGAGGGGAUCCUGCGUGAGCACUUCCAGCCCCUGGGCACUUCUCGUGGCAUUGUGUUCACCAGGACAAGGCAGAGUGCCCACAGCCUGCUGAGCUGGCUGCAGAGCACGGCCACGCUCCGUGGGCAGCACAUCAGGGCCGCCGUCCUCACUGGCGCUGGCUACAGCAACCAGACCAGGCACAUGACACAGAAUGAGCAGCAGGAUGUGAUCAAGCAGUUCCGUCAGGGAGCCCUCAACCUGCUCUUCUCCACCAGUGUGGCCGAGGAGGGCCUGGACAUCCCCGAGUGCAACAUCGUGGUCCGCUAUGGGCUGAUGACCAACGAGAUUGCCAUGGUGCAGGCCCGGGGCCGUGCCCGUGCUGAGAACAGCGUCUACUCUGUCCUUGCCAAAGCCAACACCAGAGAGGUGACCCGAGAGCUGCUCAACGAGGACCUGGUGGAGCUCAUGAAGAGGGCGAUCCAGGCAGUGCAAGCCAUGCCUGAGCAGGAGUACUUCCAAAAGAUCCAGGAGCUGCAGAGGGUGGCUGUGGCCAGCUGGCUGCUGAAGGAGGCCAGGAUCAGCGAGCGGAGGCAGCUGCACCAGGCGUCUGCUGUUUGCCUGUACUGCAUCAACUGCAGCAGGGCCGUGUGCCGGGGCAGCGACAUCCGCACCGUGGAGGGCAUGCACCACGUCAAUGUCAACCCCAAAUUCGGGUCAUAUUACAGAGUUUCCUCUGGGAAAAUACAGUUCCAGAGAGCUUUCAAGGACUGGGAGCCCGGCUGCCGCAUUUCCUGCAAAGACUGCAGCCAGGACUGGGGCAUGGAGAUGCUGUACCGCCAGGUGAAGCUGCCUGUCCUCUGCAUCAAAAACUUUGUGGUGGAGACGCCAGCAGAGAAGAGGAGGUACAAGAAGUGGGGGGCUGUGACGUUCCCCAUCGAGGCCUUUGACUAUGUGGAGUAUUGCUCUGGCACCUACAACCUGUCCUUGUAGCACAGGCUCUGUUCAGAAGAGGACCAUUCACAGGGUGCUUUCAAGGUGCUACAUGGAAAGGAGAGGCUUCCUCAACCCUUGGACAGAGAGCCAUGGCUUAUUCCUGUUUUCCUUCCUGGUCUGAGCCCCAGCAGCAUGUCCCAAGCUGGAGCCCAUGGCUGCUGAAGGAGCUUUGCAGCACCCAUGAAGAAAGGAUGAGAUGCUGGGAUUGAAAGCUACCCAAAGCUUGCUCCCCAUGCUGCCUUCUCCUCCACAACCCUGCCAGGAGAACCAUCAUUUCUGUGGGUCCAGGACACUCUGAUUUAUGAACUUAAUGGCUCAAAAAUUAAAACACACAUGCUAGACUGAA